AUGGAAAUUGGAAAUCCUACAGAUGUGAAGCAUGUAGCCCACAUUGGCUGGGAAGGCCCUUCUGGAGGUGCACCCACUUGGAUGAAUGAAUUCAGGGUAGGGGCCGAUUUUGCAGCGAGCUCGAUUGGUAAAUCUGGCUCGGCUCUUUCUCCGUGGUCUUCUCAUGAUUUUGGCGAGUCCAAUGGCCAACAAUCGGAGUCUUUUAAGGAUAUGCCAUCACCCGAACUUCCUACUCUGAAGACGAAGGAGAAGCGUAAGAAGUCAAAGUCAACCUCUUCACCAAAAUCGAGUGCGUCUUGUUCGUCCAGGACUUCGAGAAGGGGAAAGUCGAAAUCCAAAUUCAUCGAGAGCGGUUCAAAUCCCGCAAAUAUCCAAGUGGCGUGA
Molecule: messenger RNA, 384 nt
Organism: Striga hermonthica
Lineage: Eukaryota; Viridiplantae; Streptophyta; Magnoliopsida; Lamiales; Orobanchaceae
Source: the annotation of a GenBank genome assembly